Messenger RNA from Trichoderma aggressivum f. europaeum, 1776 nucleotides. RefSeq lists its product as uncharacterized. Gene Ontology annotation, molecular function: protein binding. The transcript is spliced from 2 exons. The record is from RefSeq and is a predicted model, not a curated record. The coding region runs from base 1 to 1776 and encodes 591 amino acids. NCBI's taxonomy places the organism in Eukaryota, Fungi, Ascomycota, Sordariomycetes, Hypocreales, Hypocreaceae.
AUGCGACCCCAAUCCUCAGCCACGCGGCCCGUACCGCCAGGCAUGGAUGGCCGCCUCUGGAUGCAAAUGAAGGAUGCAUUCAAUGAUGAUCCAAAAGCGCGCCUGCACGCCUGCGUCCGCGACGACGACUUGUCGAGGCUGCGAAUUUUCGUCCCUCUGUGCGGCACUCUUGACCUUGAACUCAACUACUGCGACCCGGACUUCGGCUCUGCUCUUCAAGUCGCCGUAUUGUGCGAUAACAUGGCAGCGGCAGGCAUUCUUCUUGAUGCUGGCGCCAACCCUUGGGCUUCUAAUGAUUUCACUGAGCCGCAAACUUCGGCUAUCGAAACGGCCAUUCAGACAGGCAACCGCGACAUAUUCACUCGUAUAUGCGAAAAGACGGGUUUGGGAGGCAGCAAAAACUUGCAACAGCUUCACCAUGUUCUGGGUUGGGCUGACGACUGGUCGGAAGCUGUCUUGGAGAAUGCCCUUGGGAACGCCGUGUCAGGAUGGCACGUCGAAGUGGUUCGGCUUCUUCUGGCCCGUUGUAGAUACUCACCGCUACGCCUCAACUUGUCUCUCUGCCGUGCAGCCGACUUCAGGUCGGAUCUGCUCAGCCAUCCUCAUGCCGAUUGCAACGGGCUGGACUACGUGAACCAGCAAGAGCUCAUCGGUUGCCUUGUCAGUGCAGGGGCCGACCCAAACAGUAACGCUGAAGGGCAGAAUAUCGUCAUUGCAGCGGCAACGUGGGCGGACUUGGUAGGAGCUCUCAAGGCGCUUCUCGAUCAGGGCGCUGAUCCCAACGGAGGCGGCGCUGCUGGAGAAACCGCCCUUCACCAUCUCGGGUCGCCGGUGCAUAUUAAAAAGGGUCCCAAGCGCUGCCUGCACGAAACCGGUAUUCGUUUGUUAUUGCAACACGGUGCGUCCGUCACGAUUCGGGAUGAGUUUGGCAACACGCCGCUGCACUACGCUGCCUUUGGAUCCAAUAUGCACAUUUUCGCCCUCUACACCACCGGUCUGGCAGUUGACAGUCAAGAUAACGAUGCAUUGAACUCGAUCAAAAACAAUAGUGGAGAGACGCUCCUUCACUGGGCCGCUGCGGGCAAGAACAUCGACAUUUUGCGCUUUCUAUUAUCGUCCGGUGCGGACGUCAAUGCCGCCAAUGACAAUGGCUGGACGCCAUUAAUGUGUGCUGUAGCCCCGUCAACUCCAACUGAGACCUUUGUGCCACGUUAUUAUAAACCACUGCAGGCGGCAAGAUUUAUGCUGGACCAUGGAGCAGAUCCCCUUGCGUGCACGGCUGAGGGUUGGACACCGCUGCACGGCUUGUCGCUUUACCUGGACAAUGGCGAUGGCAAUGACAACAAGUUGGCAGAUCUUGCCAAGGAGUUAAUCACGAGGGGUAUACCUGUUGAUGCUCGAGCUACCAUGUUGGCUAUUUCCACAAACUCUAGUCGUAAAUCACUCCGUGUGUCCAACCGGGAGGUCGGCAUUUGGGGCUCCCGAGUCGCUGAGCAUCUCCAACCCAACGGCGACAAGUCGCCUGCGACAACCAAAGAUAGAACGCCGCUACACUGGGCUAUGUUUCACGGCGCUGCCGGUGUGGCAAAGGUUCUGUUGGCCAAUGGUGCUGACGUGAAUGCCGUUGAUGAGAGGAAUUGCCUGCCAGCUGAUCUGAUAAGCACCUCGCCACUGCUCGAGACGCACGCGAAUAUACGCGCAAGAUUAACACGCAUUUUGGUUAAUGCUACAAAUUCUAGCGUAGAGUACUCACAAAAGCAACAGCAGGCCACAUAG